AUGACCCGAGACCCUUUCUUGUUCGACAAAACCCAGCCCAUCUUCUGGUCCGACGAUAUUUGGACCGGCGACCCCGACGGAGACACAACCCUCAGCUUCGAAGACGAAACGUGGCGGGUCAAGAAGGACAUUGUCAUUGCCCACUUCCCCUGGAUCAUGGCGGCGAUAGCCAGAGCAGAGCCGUCUCAGGGCGAGCCCGCAAUCAUCUGCCCCCAACUCCCAACCCAGCUCUGGGAAGACGAGCCAUCCUUCUUCACCUACGUCGAGAUGUACUUCCUAGCCGAGCGGUUCCGUCUCGACGGCCUGCGGCUGGCCAUGGCGGCGUGCGUGGAGGAGCUCUCGCGGCACGUGCUGGCGCUGGCGGGCCACCACUGCGCGCGCUGCCGCGUCUCGCGGGAGCGGGUCGAGUGGGAGGAGAGGCAGCACCUGGCCUCGUUCCUCGACGCGGUGCUGGUGGUGGAGACGCGGCCAUGGAGCGCCAAGAUGGUCAAGGCUAUGUAUGAUGCCGGCGAUCGCAUGAAGGCGAGGCUGGUGAGGCUGCCUGCGUUUCGGGAGUUUGUGGAGAAGUUUCCGGAGGGGAGGGGGUUUGCGCGGGCUAUUGGGGUGCGCAAGAUUUGA
Chaetomium fimeti is the source of this 618-nucleotide messenger RNA. RefSeq lists its product as uncharacterized. The transcript is spliced from 3 exons. Bases 1 to 618 code for a protein of 205 amino acids. The record is from RefSeq and is a predicted model, not a curated record. NCBI's taxonomy places the organism in Eukaryota, Fungi, Ascomycota, Sordariomycetes, Sordariales, Chaetomiaceae.